This is a messenger RNA of Acanthisitta chloris (rifleman), 894 nucleotides long. RefSeq names its product elongator acetyltransferase complex subunit 4 (gene ELP4). Gene Ontology annotation, biological process: tRNA wobble uridine modification. The annotation marks the transcript as partial. The transcript is spliced from 8 exons. Lineage: Eukaryota; Metazoa; Chordata; Aves; Passeriformes; Acanthisittidae. Gene Ontology annotation, cellular component: cytoplasm; elongator holoenzyme complex; transcription elongation factor complex. The record is from RefSeq and is a predicted model, not a curated record.
GAACUUCCAGCCCCUUUGCUUGAUGAUACUUCCAGAAAGGAGUUGGAAGAAGGAGCAGCAGCUGUUCAUGCUGAGGAUUUUCAGGAUUCUAUGAAAAUAGCCUGGCGCUACCAAAAUUUACCAAAGAUGGAGACCAGCCCAACAACAUCUACCAAGUUUGGCCACUAUUAUGAUAUUUCUAAAACAAUGUCUCCAGAACUGACACAGUCCAUAAAAUGGCACAGUUUUUAUCCUCCUGAAGAAUUAUCUUCUCAGCCCACAAUGAAACCAUGUAAUAUGAACUCUGCUUACAUGAGGCUGCUUCGGUCCAUCCAGAGGAUCAUCUCCCAGGAAGGGUUUGAUGGCUCUGAUCCCCAGAAGAAGCAGAAGAAUGUGCUGCGGAUCGGGAUUCAGGGUCUGGGCUCCAUGCUCUGGGGAGACGACGUUGGCUGCAGUGAUUCUCCUCAGGAUCCUCACAGCCUGACAAAAUUCCUCUAUGUUCUCCGUGGCCUCCUCAGAAAGUCUCUGUCAGCCUGCAUCAUCACAGUGCCAGCUCACCUUAGCCAGAAUAAAGCAAUUAUGGAACGUGUAACAAACUUGUCAGAUAUGGUAGUUGGUCUUGAAUCAUUUAUUGGCUCUGAGAGAGAAACCAAUCCAUUGUACAAGGAUUACCACGGUUUGGUUCAUGUACAUCAGAUUGCUCGGCUUAAUAGCUUGAUCUGUGAUGUGUCAGACACGAAGGACCUUGCUUUUAGAUUAAAAAGGAAGCUGUUCACUAUCGAGCGGCUGCAUUUGCCUCCAGACUUGUCAGACACAGUGAGCCGCGCGAGCAAACAGGAUCUGGCAGAAUCCGCCAAACUGCUGAGCUCAGGAUGUGGUGCUAUGGCCAUCGGCAAGAAGCACCUGGACUUCUAG